Messenger RNA from Nicotiana tabacum (common tobacco), 1978 nucleotides. RefSeq names its product D-xylose-proton symporter-like 2. Gene Ontology annotation, molecular function: D-glucose transmembrane transporter activity. The record is from RefSeq and is a predicted model, not a curated record. Gene Ontology annotation, biological process: D-glucose transmembrane transport. Gene Ontology annotation, cellular component: membrane. NCBI's taxonomy places the organism in Eukaryota, Viridiplantae, Streptophyta, Magnoliopsida, Solanales, Solanaceae.
ACGUUGCUCUCUUAUUGGCCGCUCCUUUGAAAUUAGUCAUCUCCCUUGUACUGCUUUCUAAUUUCUAUUAGAUAUUCUCAAUUCUUUCACCUAACUUUUCCAGAAUUUAAACCACUAACAUAAGAAAAAGAGUAAAUACAGUUAGCUUCACAUACUCUAAGCUGUGAGCUUACAUCUUCAAAUUCGCCUUCUCUAAUGGCGACAGCCAGCGAUCCCGAGCAGCCGAUUGUCUCAUUCACUGACAAGGGUGAGAUUAACAACGUGCGAGAGCCACUUCUAAAAGGAGAGCACCAUCCUGAGAACUACUCAAUACGUUCCGCAAUACUUCCAUUUCUGUUUCCUGCUUUUGGAGGACUGCUUUAUGGUUAUGAUAUUGGAGCCACAUCCUCUGCUACAAUUUCCAUAGAGUCAGCUACAUUUAGUGGAAUUUCUUGGUAUGACUUGUCUUCGGUGCAACUUGGUCUCGUUACUAGUGGCUCACUGUAUGGUGCUUUAAUUGGCUCAGCCGUUGCUUUCAAAAUUGCUGACUGGCUUGGGAGAAGAAGGGAGUUGAUUGUGUCUGCUUUGUUCUAUUUUGUUGGAGCUCUGGUAACAGCAUUUGCUCCUGUCUAUGUUAUUAUGGUAAUUGGGCGCCUGCUGUAUGGUGUAGGAAUUGGACUGGCAAUGCAUGCUGCUCCCAUGUACAUUGCUGAAACGGCUCCAAGCCAGAUACGAGGACAGCUGAUUUCUCUUAAGGAGUUCUUCAUAGUUUUUGGGAUGCUAGUUGGAUAUACAGUUGGAAGCCUUCUGGUAGAAACUGUUGCUGGUUGGCGAUAUAUGUAUGGAGUUAGUGCCCCUUUAGCAGUUAUUAUGGGAAUUGGAAUGUGGUGGCUUCCUUCGUCGCCCAGGUGGAUUCUUCUAUGUGCUAUACAGGGGAAGGGUGAGUUGCAGGGUUUAAGAGAGAAGGCCAUAUGUUGCUUGUGCCAGCUUAGGGGAGCAGCAAUUGGUGAUUCAGCACCUCGUCAAGUAGAUGACAUUCUGUCCGAGCUUUCGCAGCUAAGCGAAGAAAAAGAGGCUACAAUAGGUGAAAUGUUGCAAGGAAAAUGCUUGAAAGCCCUAACAAUUGGUGCUGGACUAAUCUUGUUUCAACAGAUAACUGGGCAACCAAGUGUCUUGUAUUAUGCUGCAAAAAUUUUUCAGGAUGCUGGAUUUUCUGCAGCAGCUGAUGCUACAAGAGCUUCGGUUUUCCUUGCGCUGUUGAAGCUCAUUAUGACUGGAGUAGCAGUUGUAGUUGUUGAUAAGCUUGGGAGGAGGCCUCUGCUUCUUGGAGGUGUGUCUGGGAUUGCAAUAUCACUUUUCCUCUUGGGAUCAUAUUACACUUACCUGGGUAAUGUACCAGCCGUGGCUGUUACUGCCCUGCUACUGUAUGUUGGCUGUUACCAGUUAUCAUUUGGUCCAAUUGGUUGGUUGAUGAUCUCAGAGAUCUUUCCCUUGCGCGUUAGAGGUCGAGGGUUGAGUAUUUCAGUUCUUGUGAAUUUUGGUGCAAAUGCACUAGUGGCAUUUGCUUUUUCUCCUCUUCAGGUCUUACUGGGGGCGGGAACUGUUUUCUUUAUCUUUGGUGGCAUAGCUGUUUUAUCUCUUCUGUUCAUCUUCUUCAUCAUACCAGAGACAAAAGGGCUUACUUUGGAAGAGAUUGAGGCCAAAUAUCUCUAGAACAGAUCGGACUAGUUCAUUUCCGUACUUGAAUUUGUCUCCUUGUCACAGUACCCGGGGCAAUCAAGUUGUUUGUAAAUGCUCCUACACCAGUAUACGAAAUGGAGGGCUUGUGAUUAGCCUAGUUGUGUAUUGCAUCAUAAAUGUAUUAUUGUCAUUAAUAAUGGGUCACUAUUUUGUACAAAAAGAGAAAUAUGGCAAGAAUAUUGUUCUAAUGUGUUGUUUAUCUUGAUCCCCACUUUGGACAUUCUUUCAGCAUAAGUAUAUUCUCGAAUGUUUCGGUGUA